Messenger RNA from Asterias rubens (European starfish), 3658 nucleotides. Its product is annotated as diablo homolog, mitochondrial-like. Gene Ontology annotation, cellular component: mitochondrion. Lineage: Eukaryota; Metazoa; Echinodermata; Asteroidea; Forcipulatida; Asteriidae. The transcript has 6 exons. The coding region runs from base 182 to 946 and encodes 254 amino acids. Gene Ontology annotation, biological process: intrinsic apoptotic signaling pathway in response to oxidative stress; neuron apoptotic process. The record is from RefSeq and is a predicted model, not a curated record.
GGUAAACACCAUCUAUUCGUUAUUAUUAAAAGUUUCUAUAUAGCGCCACCAACGUUAUAUUUUGGUAAGGUACACGUGAGUUUAAAACCAAUGUGUCACUGACAAACAUCACUUGUUACAUCAACACAAAUGUGAGAAAGGACAUAGAAGAAAGAACAGUUUCUCAAUAAAUAUUCUUGCAAUGUCGUUACCUGCAUUGUCCAGAGUUGUAGAGCUAGGUAGACUAACCACAGUCACCCGAAGCUGCCUAAAGUGUCGUGUAACAACUUUGACUUUGAGGAGACUCACUACCAAGCCCCCAGUCAACAUUUGUCAACCAAGCAGGACGAGAUCAUGGCUGACAAGGUGUGGUCUUGGUACUCUCGGCAGUAUCGUACUUUGUGCAAUGCCAAUAAGUAGCAAAUUAUCACAUACAGCUUCAGUAAGCCUUCAGGACCAAUCUGAAGCGUUAAGUCAUCAGUCACUGAUUAAGAGUGCUGCAGCUAUUACUGUGGAUUCAUCAUGUGUGCUUUUAACACAUGCCGCAUUAGCGGCUAUAGCACUACAUAAGGAAUACGCUAAGAUGGUUAACCACUUGAAGCUUCUGCUCAAAGAUCACGGUCAGUUUAUUGGGGGUUCAGCCCAAGAAGAUGCGCUUUGGCUGGAAAUCAUAGAGAUGCGAGUCGGCAUCGAUGACAAGAUGCUUGAAAUUGAGAAAAUUAAUGACAUGUUGACUUCGGCCGUCUUAGUUCUCGAACGAGCGGCAGAAGCUGCCUUCCAGGCAGAUGUCGAGCUUUCUGCUGUGACUGCUGGACAGCAUCUUCAACUUGUCCAGUCUCAACUGGACAUGGCAAGGAAACUCUCCCAAAAAGCUCAACAAGACUUGACCAAUAUUCAGGUUGAGAGUAUAAAGCAGUCGGCAGGAGAAGGCAGUGGUGGGACUGCUGUUGAGGAGACGGCGAGUUGAAGCUGGAGAAAGUAAGACGGUAGAAACGAGUUUCUGAAUCGAACGACAAACCUUCAGGAAGGUAACUCUAGUAGGAAUGUAGACAUCUUAUCACAACCCUUGAAAAUGUGUUAUGUAAUUAUUGAUACGUCAUGGAAGAAAUAGAAACAAAAGUUGCUGAUUUGGUGUCACUGUUUUCCAUGUGAGAUUCACUAUCAACGAAGGUUGGGUUUUGUUUUGCACUUAAAAGUUUAUUUUGAAAUUGAUAACUAUUCAACUAUUUGUCAUCUACCAGCAACAAUACUUGGUUCCAACUUGUUGUGAUUGCAUUUGAGGAAAAUUGUGUGUGAACUUGCUGAUAUUAGUGUUCCAAUCCUCCCUCCCACUCCAAGGGAGGAUGCUGGCGGACUCGUCAAUUAUGACCUUUUUAACCCCUCUCUAUCAUCUACCAGCAAUACUACUUUGUUUACUGACAAGAUUGGGGUUUUGAUUUUGCAUUUGUAAGUUUAUUUUGCAAUUGAUGACUAUUCGACCAGCAACAAUACUUUGUUCCAGAUUGUUGUGGUUGCAUUCCAUUUGAAUAAAAUUGUUUCUGAACUUGCUGAUAUUUAUUGUUUUCCAAUCCGCCCCCUCUCACUCAAACGUAGGAUCUUGACGUGUGAGGACAACUAUUUAUUACUGCCAGUAACAAUAAUUUUUUUCCUACUGUUGUUUCUGAACUUGCCGAAUAAUAUUUAUGGUUUUCCAAUCCUUUCCCUCCCACUACAAGGGAGGAAGUUGGCGUUUGAGGACUCUUUAAGUUUUAUUAUUUUUUAAAUGAAUUAUUAUUUGACUAUUUAUCAACUACCAGCAACAUUACUUUGUUCCAGAUUGUUGUGAUUAUAUUUAAAGACAAUUUUUCGAACUUGCUGCUAUUUAUUGUUGUCCAAUCCUUCCUCCCACUCCAAGGGAAGAAGUCAGAGUUUGAGGGAUUGUAAGUGUAAUUUACACUAGACUUGCUUACUGCUUAACUUCUUGCUUAAUUGGCGACCUGAAGGUUUGGACUGAGAUGGUCUUCCACACAGUUCUAGCAAGCAGUUCUUCCUGUCCUGUCCAAUUAAGUCUGUGUCUUCUGCUAUGAGUUUGAAGUCAUCCUUUCUAGGGGGACCUUCAGUUUUCUUUCCAUGUUUGGGCUGCCAUAGAAGAACCUUAGCAGGCCUGUAUGCUUCGUUUUUGAAAGGGCAGGGGCACCAAGGCAUUUUCUCUUUUGUAAAGGGCGGAAAAAUGAGGAACUUAUAAAUUCCUACUGGAUCAUUUUAAGGGCACCAAGGCAAUGACCAGGGGGCAUGGAGGCAAUUGCCUUUGUUGCCUCAGUGAAGGAUCGGGCCUGCCUUAGUAACUAUUUCUUCUUCCCUUCUGGAACAGGAAGCCUUAUUAGCCUCAAACUAUCAGAAAUUUUUCAAAACCACUGCACACUGGACUUAAUUGAUAUUAGAGAGUGGAGUGGCACAUUGUGACCCCUCCUGUGCUUUUUUUAUAAAAUUGUAAUGGGCUUAUCACCAUGAAAUGUUGUGACUGGAUUUUUUAAUGUUUAGGGCCAGAAUCAUGGUUUAUUUAAAGACAUUAAACAAUUUGCGGUCCAAUGACCGAAUCAAAUUUUGAAUUUACAAAUUUAAAAACAUUAAAAGCACACAAACAAGGGUUCAACAGACUAAAAGAUUAAAAGCACACAAACAAGGGUUCAACAGACUAAAAGAAAGGGGGAAAAAUGAUAACCAUUUCAAUCAAAUUUUCAUCACAAAGGUGGCCCGUGCAUGGGCAUCAAAAUUGGACUUUAAAAUUUCAAAUAGAAAUUUUACUUUUACUGAAAACAGCCUUGAGAAAUAUACAAAAUUAAAGAAAGAUCUAGAGAGAGCGAUAGCUAUAACGCAAACUUUAAAUAUGUUAUUGUUACAAUUACAGUUAUUUCUUAUCUCCUAGCCCAUGGAACCAAUGGUUUUACAUUGUAGUGAACUGUUAGUACUUUUUAAACUACCUUUUGUACUGUGAAUCUUUUGAUCGUACUUAUUUUUGAUUUCUUUUGUUUUAUUAUUUGUUUUGUUUAAAAAAACAGUGGAGUGUGAAGUAUCAAUCUACAAUUAAGAAUUCAUUUAUAUGGGAUCCAAUAUGGCCACCCAUGUUGGAUCAGAAUACAUUAUGGGAUUCUAUAUGGCCACCCAUGUUUGAUCAGAAUACAUUAUGGGAUUCAAUAUGGCCACCCAUGUUGGAUCAGAUUGCAUUAUGGGAUUCAAUAUGGCCACCCAUGUUAGAUCAGAAUGCAUUAUGGGAUUCAAUAUGGCCACCCAUGUUAGAUCAGAAUACAUUAUGGGAUUCAAUAUGGCCAACCAUGUUAGAUCAGAAUACAUUACCGGGGAUUCAAUAUGGCCACCCAUGUUAGAUCAGAAUACAUUACCGGGGAUUCAAUAUGGCCACCCAUGUUGGAUCAGAAUGCACUAUGGGAUUCAAUAUGGCCACCCAUGUUGGAUCAGAAUACAUUAUGGGAUUCAAUAUGGCCACCCAUGUUGGAUCAGAAUACAUUAUGGGAUUCAAUAUGGCCACCCAUGUUAGAUCAGAAUACAUUAUGGGAUUCAAUAUGGCCACCCAUGUCAGAUCACUAUGGGAUUCAACAGUAACACCAGAAUGUAACAAUGUUUUACAAAAUUUCAAAUUAUGUUUGUCAAUUUAAAGGCAGUGGACACUUGGUAAAUUACUCAA